ACCCUCAAAUCCCUAAGAAAAAACCCCAAUUCCGUAUCUCAUUCUGAAAUCCGCAAUGGGAAGAAUUUCCUCCGCCGUAGAAAUUCCCGAUCGCCACCGCCGCAAUGGUGGAUAUUCACCGGACUCCCGCAGCUAUUCUCGGCGCAAUCAAAGCUACAGCCGCAGCCCUAGCCCCAGCCAUAGGCGCCGCGAUCGAAGUUACAGCCACAGCCCUAGCCCUAGCCACAGGCAAGCUCCGAGCCGCGGCCGUCGUUUCAGCCGGAGUCGGAGCCCCACCGGAAACGGUCAUAACAGGUAUCGUCGUCCUUCUCCGGAUUACUCUUACCCUAGUAUCGAAGGCACCAGAGAUAGAAGGAAUUAUAACUAUGAUAAUAGGAAAACAUCUUAUCUAGAUCGAGAUAAUAGAAACGAACAGCAUGUUGAAUCUGAUUCUGAUGAGGAAUUGAAAGGCCUCCCUUACGAAGAGUAUCGCCGGCUGAAGCGUCAAAAAUUGAGAAAAUCGCUGAAAAAUUGUAUUUGGAAUUGCACUCCUAGCCCCCCUAGGGGACCAGAUGAAAAUUCGGAUGCAGAUCCGGAAGAGGAUUUUGGAGGUGAAGAGGAGAAACAAUUGAAAGCGGAAGUUAAAAAAUCGAGAGAGAUUCAAUCUGAGUCAGAUGAUUCUGCAUCUGAAUCCGAUGAUUCUAGGUCGAGGAAGGGUAGGAAAUCUGUCUCUAGGAAGAAAAGCAGGAGAUCGCCAUCAUUAUCUGAGAGUGGAAGCGAAUCCGCAUCCGAAUCCGAUGAUUCUAGGUCGAGGAAGGGUAGGAAACGUGUAUCUAGGAAGAAAAGCAAGAGAUCGCCAUCGUUACCCGAGAGUGGAAGCGAGUCUGAGGAAGAAUCGAGCUCGGAUGAUUCUGAGGAAGAGCGGAGAAGGAGGAGAAGAAAGAGUGGGAGAAGAAAAAGCAGUAAGAGAAGUCACAGGAGAAAGAGAAGCAGUAGGAAGAAAGCCAAAACAAGUGAGAGUGAGAGCGAGAGCGGAGACGAGGAUUCUGAUAUGAGUGAAGAUGUGAAGUUGAAGAAGCGCAGUCGGAGAUCAUCCUCGAAAGGAAGCAAGAAGAAGAAAGAUGCGGAUAUUGAGAUUUCGCAUUCGAGUGAGGGUGCUCCUGAUGUGGAAGCUGAUGCGGAGGACUUAACGGAGAAGAAGGCUAAUGAGGUCAUAGUUGACGAUGAUGUUAAUGAGGAGAUACUUAAGUUUAAGGAAAUGAUCGAGUCACGGAAGAAACAGAACUUGGAAGAUGAGGAUGAAGUGGUUGGACCAAUGCCUCUGCCGAGGGCUGAAGGGCACAUUAGCUAUGGUGGCGCGCUUAGGCCCGGUGAAGGUGAUGCCAUUGCUCAGUAUGUUCAGCAAGGGAAACGUAUCCCUCGUAGAGGAGAAGUGGGGCUUUCUGCUGACGAAAUUUCCAAGUUUGAGACGCUGGGAUAUGUGAUGAGUGGUAGUAGACACCAGAGGAUGAAUGCCAUUCGUAUCAGGAAAGAAAACCAGGUGUACAGUGCUGAGGACAAACGAGCCCUUGCAAUGUUUAACUACGAGGAGAAGGCCAAGCGCGAGCAGAAGGUUAUGGCUGAUCUACAGCGGUUGGUGCAGCGCCAUAUUGGUCAGGACACUGGUCCUUCGCACGAUCCCUUUGGUGGAAAGGUUGCCGAGGUUGAUGAAGAUUGAUUCUGUCUACUAUUAUUACAAUGUCAGUAUCUGGCGUUUACCCUUUUGAUUGGCAUUUAUAUUUGACUUAUGCAUUGUAUUCGUAUACUUUCUUGUGUUUGGAAUGUUUAAUAGCAAAUAUUAUGCAGAAAUCUGGUUGAAGUC
Messenger RNA from Salvia hispanica, 1840 nucleotides. RefSeq lists its product as uncharacterized. Gene Ontology annotation, biological process: regulation of gene expression. NCBI's taxonomy places the organism in Eukaryota, Viridiplantae, Streptophyta, Magnoliopsida, Lamiales, Lamiaceae. Gene Ontology annotation, cellular component: nucleus. The record is from RefSeq and is a predicted model, not a curated record. Gene Ontology annotation, molecular function: chromatin binding.